GUGCCCGUGUGUCUCGCGAGUAAUUUCGCUGCUCACCGCUACUGAAAAGAUCUGUGUAACAUCACUUUCCGUUGCACAAAGUGAGUUGUCCGCCCGCAAGGAGACGAACGCAUCAGGAGAAAAUCGUCUCCUUGGGAGCGCCGCCGCAGCACCGCAACGCCGUCACCGCGGUGUAAUUUAUGAGUGAUUUUAUUCUGUCAGGAAUUUAAGUGGGCUUUUGCGGCAGCACAAGAAGCUCGAAACUCUCAAAAAGUGCAUUGCGAAAAAAUCGUGGCAUUUCGAGUUCCGAUGGUAUAGCAGCGCAAAGCAAAGUGCAACGAAUGCCGAACCACACCGUGUGGUGUGCAUCAGGUAAAGUGCAGUUUGGCCGUAGACGCCCUAUUUCUGGUGGAAGUGCAACGUUUAUGCAGAGACAGUUUUGCGGGUGUACGAAACCGAACCGGUGCGAUGGUGGAAUGUAGGAAAGCGCAAGCAUAGUAAUAUGCUAAGCUUCGAACGUUUUCGGUUGAGUAACUUUCUGGUGUUGUCAGUUUGCGCUGCAUUUGAAUAGCUGCCGGCCCCCUAAAAAUCUCACCUAUUGGAAGAGCAUUUCAACACGAGCAUAAUUAUUACAAACAUAUUUGGUAAAUUAUUCGAAAGAAUUUGGUCACGAAAACUCCAGCAACAGCCUCAGUAGACUAGUGUUUCUGAGCAAACAGUGAUGUAAGCCACCCGCCAUUCGUCAAAAGCCAUCAGCCACGCAUCUAACAUCAAUGUCCAAUGUCCUCGCCGGUGAACUUUUGUUAAAUAAUCAUUCGUGAUAGCUUUGCCGAGUUGAAGUUCAUAACUCAAGUGUUGGAUAGGGAAUAAAACUAUAAUACUCGUAAAUUAAAGCAGCCCACCGUGGGGGGUUGUUUGGGAAAUUACAUGUUGCGAGAAUAAGUGAAGCAAACAAUACGUUAGUCAGGACAAGGCAGCAGCACGCCUCUGAAAACAAAAACAGUAGGUUGACACCCAUUUGCCAAACGGUAUUGAUACUUGCGAAACAGGUGUUGACGAGGCAGCAAGAGGUCAAAACGAAGAAGGAAACGCCCCAGCAGCCAACAACGGCGAGCAACUGAGAAAGAAUCGAUUUGUCCAUUGAUAAGCGCUCGAGUGGACGGGGAAACUUAUAAGGCGGUAUGAGUUUUAGCACAGCUACAGUUAUGCAGAUGACGAACGAAUGGGGAGCGCCCUCGCACGGGGCGGCGGAAUCUCUGUCCGGUGGAAGUAACAGCAGUUCAAGUUCCCCGCAUUCCAGUCUCCAGCACAUUCCAGCCUACAACUAUUUCGACAGUGCCAAUGUACAGCGUAUUUCACAUUACCCGUUAAGCAGAACGAACCAAUACAAUCUCCACAAAAACCGAAGACUUAGUACCUCCAACUAUGACUCCCGGAGCGGUCGCAAUCGCGGGAUGGAACGAAGCGCCUACGUCAACCGCAGUUUCGUACUCCACGAGCCCAUUCAUCAGUAUGUGCCAAAGCGGAUGGGUGGGUUCGCGUUCGAAACAUCACAUUAUGGGAUUGAUCCUGUCGAUCGUUUUCCCGAUCGGCGUCGUCAUAGUGUGCACCAUAUCGCACAGCUGAGCGUCUCGAAAAUGGACGACCUGAAGACACGGUUCGAUGAGUACAGUUCGUCGGCAGCGGUCGCCAGAGGGCGUGGCGGAGGCGGUGGUGGUUACGGCGACAAAGACGGAAACCGACGUCCAAGUCGGCAACAGUUGGCUAGUGGCAUCCAAUUUGUCGCUGGUGCCGGUAGACUGAAUCUUGGCUACAACGGUAGCAGAAGUUUAAACGUUCACGAGUCAUCUUCAAACCGAGCCCCUCCGACCGAGGGUCGACAGAAAGUCAGCAGCGCGAAAACGCCAAAGCGUGGCUCAAGGUCAUCGCAAGGAUCGACGGACAGCAGUCACAGUUCACAUAGUGCCUCAUCCGGCUCGCUACUGCUGACGGUAGCGAAUCUGGAGAACUUCGCCAAGAUCAACAAAAAGCACGGGUCCAGCUACGGUACCAGCAAAGCCAUGGAACAGUAUCUAUCUUCGACGACCGGUAUCGUCCCGACCGCUGCCAUUAUGGAAGCCGUUGGUGACAAGUACGGUACGGGUAACAGUGUCAUAGCGAAACAGACGCCGUACGGCGUACCGCCGGAGGACAGCACGGAAUCGACGGACCAAUCCGAAAUUAACUAUCAGAAGGACGACGACAGUGGCAAUCCGCCAACCAGCUCGGCCAUCAUUGCCAUCGAGGAAAUCACUUCCGAUCUGCGGCAGCAACAGGACCAGCAGUAUCGUUCAAAGAAAACCAAAGAUCCGGAUUCGGUGUCAGUGGCCAGUUCUACGCAUUUCACAAUGAUCAACGGUGUGGGCGGCCCGCAGCGCCUCCCGAAGGGUGGCAUUUGUUCCCGCGGGCACCAGAUCACGGUGCUGAUCGUGACAAUGAGUAUCGUGUUCAUGGUCGGGAUCUGUGCGGCAGUCUUCUUCCUAGAAAUGCGUGCCAGAGAGAUGCCCAGAUGAAACUGGAAGGACGAUAUGCACAGUAUGCAUCAUCGGAUUCGGAGCACGGAACCACCCUGUCCCAAUCGAAUAACAAUCAACAUCGCCUUUGUAGCCAUAUUGAAAUCAGCAUAAUUUUUUUUACGUAAUAUUACUUACUAGUGAUAACCAAUAACUACCAUUGGAAGGAGUAAGCUUGAAAACAAAAAAAAACGGUAUGCAAUGCGUACAAAAUCAUCGCUCACUUUUAUGCUGCCUAAAAUAAUGAAAUAAAACCAGAAAAGUCUGGUCGGCUGACUGCAAGUUCAAUCGUAUGAUACAUGAGAAACCAAAAAAAAAAAUAGAUUGUAUUUGAAGAACUUGCCCAACCACUACAAAGUCAUUCUGUUUAGCAUUUGAAAUACAAACAUAUCUGUAACUUUUCUAAGCAAAACAAAAAUCAUAUCUUCCUCAAAACCAUACGCUACUGUACACAUUUUUU
Sabethes cyaneus is the source of this 2991-nucleotide messenger RNA. RefSeq lists its product as uncharacterized. NCBI's taxonomy places the organism in Eukaryota, Metazoa, Arthropoda, Insecta, Diptera, Culicidae. The coding region runs from base 1161 to 2531 and encodes 456 amino acids. The record is from RefSeq and is a predicted model, not a curated record. The transcript is spliced from 4 exons.